GAAAAUUUUGGUGGGGUAGGCAUGGGCGGAAAGGGGGUUUGGGCGGUUGGCUGAAUUUGCUCACCGAGAUCCAAUCAUGUCCGGCUUCCCUACUCCACAAUGUCCAGGCAAGGCUCUCCCCGGUUGCAGUAAGUGCAGCAACCACGCGUAUCGUGCGAGCUGCAGACCGAGGAACAAGAGCGACCCCAAAUUUUCGAGGCUUGGGAAAAAGGAUGAUUUUCCGGUCGUUGCGCUUCAAUUAAAUCAUUAACUCGAACUGGAAUGUGUCCAUGCUGUGAAUCUUGCCCCCGUAUCAUUCCCCCAUCAUGGAUCCUCUCUCGAUUACCUCGUCGACAAUCACGCUGAUACAGGCCGCCGGCGCCGUAUCUUCGGCUCUCUACGAAUUCGUCGCAACCUUUCGAAAUGCCGACACACGAGUGGCAUCCCUUUGCACCCAAUUGUCGAGACUCAUCAGAUUCCUUGAGGCCGUUGAUCGAACCCUCAGGAAAUGCCGUGGGCCACUCUCGCUAGCCUCAAUGGACGAGGAUUUAUGGCGGCAGAGUGCUCUCUCGUUGGAAGAUUGCAAAACAACACUGGAAGAAUUGAGCAUCUUCAUUAACCGAAUCAAGGCAGCAGCCAAAUCCCCGGGCUUGUUCAGAAGAGCGAGGGUGGCAAUGGACUUGACCAUGUACGCAGGAGACAUUACCGGCUUUGAGGAGAAGAUCCACAAGUCCAAUUGGGCUCUCCAGACCAUGCUGUCUGCUAUCCAAGUCUCACUCUCGCUGCGAGGAAAUGAAACUCAGGACAAGAUCCUCUAUGAACUUGGGAGAUUGAAGUCCUCUAUUGAGCAGUCUAUUCAAGCCUCCUUUCACCACAGCGAUGGCUUUUCUCACAUGCUGGAAGAUCCAUCCGAUGCUCGUGUUGCCUACAAUCUCCAAAAGCUGGCCCGAGCAGCACAGAAUUUCCACUCUAGCGCCAGCUCAACUGCCAGCACAAGGGAGUCCAGCAGUACAAUUUACGGUACCAAUGGAAAUUCGUUUUGGAACGUUCAAUUGGAUUCAGCUAUGAGCAUCAGGGGCGGCCCAAGCUUGACCCCCAACAAGAGACAGCAGAUUGACCAGUUCGUCAAGCAACAGCGGCGUAUGACACUGCGCCGACAGCGCAAGCCGCUCCAACACGUUCCAAGCUCUGCCGCGGCGUCUGUGGUCCGCCCGUGCACCCCGGAGCCAGCCCCAGCAGUCUCAUCCGAAGAGAGUCAGGAGACCGAGUCGAACAUGUCUGAGACGGCAGAUGACCAUGAUGAAGUCGACGAUGAAGCCGAGUUCCAAUCGUUUCUCUUGAGUGGACUUGAAGAGGUGGCGAAGGACAGCAUGCUCAACCAGGAGUUUGCCAAGGCCCAAGCCAUGCUGGAGGAAGCGAUUCAGAGACGGACGGGAUCGACCUCAGAAGACGCCGAGUUCAAGCAGCUUCAGAUCCAACUUGCAACUUGCUAUUUUUUUCAACACAAGUGGCAACUUGCCGAACCAUUGAUUGACAGCAUCGCCAAGUCGAAGGCCAAUUUCGACCCGGUUGUCUGCAAUCUCCUCCACGCAUUGGCGAUCGCCAAUGCAGUAGAAAAGCGCUUCGGGAAGGCUAUUACGGUGUGCAAGCAGGCACUCCAAGGAAAGAGAAGACUCAAACAGGACUUCGGGGACACUUCUGAAAAGGAAUGUAACGAGACUCUCGGGCUCCUGGCCACCAUUCAUGACCUCCAUGGUAAUCGCUUGGAUGCAGAGGCACUACGCCGGAAACUCUCCAACGGAUUCUCCUAUUAUCACCCCGAAAACGAAUUGGAAUUCAUUGUUAGCCAUCCGAAACUGUGCACGGAGGUGUUCGGAAAGAAGAUAAGCCUGGAUUGGAGACGGCCACAGAUAGCUGCAACAAAUAUCGGUGCCGUUGCUGAACUAAUGGCUGACCUUCCCAAAAACUCGUUUUUAAGUCCAAUCAAGGAAGACGACACCCCGAAGAACAGCAAGACAUCCAAAAAGCCACUACAGACUUUUCAUACGAAGCUAAGUCUGUACGAGAGGUUGAACAUGGACUCUGCGAAGGAGGUCGCCGUCUCAUCGUCUCUCCCUGCACUUACCUCCGAUGAGAACUCUGAAAAUUCUCCCGAUGAGACCCCUGCACCUCCCCCCGAUGAAAUUUUCAGUACAUGGUGGAGUGAUGCCAGCAGUGGAUCCUCAUUCCGGCCAGGGAUGUCACCCAAGCGGCCAUUUACACGGAGAAUUGCUCGAUUCUUCGGCACUCGGCGAGGACGAGCUACCAUGCCUGAAGACAAUUGGAGCACUUCCCCCUUUUCGGACAGUGAAGAUAUGUCAUCGCCUGCGCGACCCAAGUCUGCUAAAGGAUUUUGGACCAAGAGCGACAGUCAAAUUUUCAAGUUGAAGAAAUUAAACACAAGACUUCGGAAGAAAACCAGCGACGAGGCUGACAGCAAUUCUUUCUCUUUUUUGCGUGCAGUAGAUCGUCCUUGGCGCCAUGGCAUUGACGCAUCUCUUCGUUGGAGUUCCUCAUAUCGCCGCCCUUCAAACUAUCCCUAUUUUGAUGUGGAUGACUUGUCAGUGGAUGACUUGCAAUUGGAUUGCUUCCGCCAAACCAAUCAUUGGGUGCCCGCUUCCGAAAUCCUUCAAGAAUCGAUGAAACAGAGCCACCUUCCUCCGGCGGAACUUGAGGAUACCUCUAUGGUGAUGUUUUGGUCUUCACCGUUCAAAUCUGGUGAGAGAAGUUAUUCGAACCGUAAGAGCCAGCGAUUUCCGGGCUACUUUGACCUUCAAGCAGGCGCUAGACCUUUCGUCCCUCCCUCAGACUUUGCUUCGCCAGUAACCAGAUUAGCAAGCAGAAUGCCACUAGUUCCUCAAAGUCCCGGCGAUAGCCAAGUCCCGGUCGGCACCAAAAUCUCCCCCAGACGCCCAUCAGGACUGCUCUUCACAAAAGCGCUCCAUGAAGAAAUGACGCGCAUGGUCUCUUUCAGAAAACGCGCCGAUAAGCCCGUCCUGACCGGCGGUCCUGUGCGAAGUGAGAAACCUGAGUGGAAGACGAACACUUCUUCUCUUCGUGCAAGGGAGGAGAUUGACUUGAACUGUCCGCCCCUCGCCACUUCUAGAGUACCAAACUUGACAAUAGCCAUUCCGAGGUUUGGUGAAAGGUCAGAAGGUAUUCCGCUCGUAGCACAUCAUCCGGCAAAGCCACUUGUCCCUGCGACUCCCCAAAGCACGGGAUUUCGGCCUGAGAUAUUAUUCACGAGCACUAUGACCGCUGAUCCGAGGACACAUGCCAGGAAACAAGAUAUGGCCAAGGUGUUGAGUGGCUUCAAAGACAACAAUAUGGACGAAUUAGCAGUUAGGCAGAAGCAAGAUCGGGACUUUGAUGAGGCUAUGCGGAAGGAAGCCCAAGGUGAGUUCAACGGACGGGGCUAGUUUCAAAGUAUAUCCAUGCUGACGCUUGCAGGCUUGUCGGUCGGUAAAAGCGGUGGAAGGCAGGCGUGGGUCC
Molecule: messenger RNA, 3510 nt
Organism: Hyaloscypha bicolor E
Lineage: Eukaryota; Fungi; Ascomycota; Leotiomycetes; Helotiales; Hyaloscyphaceae
Exons: 3
Coding region: 306-3437 (1043 amino acids)
Molecular function (GO): protein binding
Source: RefSeq, a predicted model, not a curated record